UUACUCCGCGAAGAAGAAGCUGCCGACGACAGCAAAGACGACACAGCCCAGCAGCCAAUCACACGGCAGGAAGAAGAUGGCGGAAUCGGAGCUGACCGUUAGGAGCUGUCGAGAAUUAUGGACCAUCCUGCUGGGAAGAUCUGCGUUACGAGAGACGGCUCAGAUAGAUGCAGAGCUGGACAGACACAGAGACAGACUGCAUCAAGGUCUCCGUUACUACAAACCACCCAGUUCAUCGUCUGCUGGGAAAGUGAAGGACAACAAAGAAGUUGCACAGCCACUGAAGGAUUUUGGUUUGAGGAUCAGUAAACUGGUGGCCCUUGAUGAGCAGCAGAGUGUGCAGCUUUUACAGUGCUACCUACAGGAGGAUUACAGAGGAACCCAGGAUUCAUUAAAGGUUGUUCUCAAGGAUGAGCGACAAAGCCAAGCACUGCUACUGAAGAUAGCUGACUAUUACUAUGAGGAGCGCAUGUGUCUGCUCAGAUGUGUCCUCCUCUUGCUGACAUACUUUCAGGAUGAGCGACAUCCAUACAGGGCUGAGUACUCUAACUGUGUCAAUAAGCUGGAAAAAGACCUGGUGAGCAACUACCAGUCACAGUUUGAGAGCCUCUUCAAAGCAGAACCACCAACAUGGGAAACUCAUGGAAAUCUCAUGACGGAGAGGCAGGUGUCCCGGUGGUUCCUGCAGUGUCUGAGAGAACAGUCUCUGCUGCUGGAGAUCAUAUUCCUGUAUUAUGCUUACUUUGAGAUGAGGCCGUCCGACCUGCUGAGCUUCACAAAGAUGUUCAAGGAGCAGGGGUUUGGUUUGCGGCAGACAAACAGACACCUAGUAGACAAAAGCAUGGACUCAUUGGUUGACCGCAUUGGAUAUCUGAGCUCUCUCAUCCUGGUUGAAGGAAUGGACAUAGACUUCCUGCACAAAUGUGCCCUAGAAGACUCUACAGAGCAGCAUCAGUUCUUCAGUGCUCCAGACGUCAUCAAGGAGAUGAGUCAGUUGCUGAUGACAUUCGGGGACAUCCCUCAUCACGGGCCAGUGCUGCUCGCUUGGGUCCUGCUGAGACACACAUUGAGACCGGACGAGUCCAGCCCCGUGAUCCGGAGGAUAGGCAACACUGCUCUGCAGCUGGGGGUGUUCAAGUACCUUUCAACCAUGUUGAAAGGCCUUGGAGUCUCAGGGAAUAAUUGCACGGCAAGCACAGCAAAGAUGUGUAUCUACGGACUCCUCUCAUUUGUGAUCACUUCUUUCGAAGAAGAAAGCUUACAGACUGACGGUGUGGCGACGCAGUGCUCCCACCUGAUCGAUGCAGCUUGUGAGGUCCUUUCUGCUCCCAAUCUACCCGAAGUCUUUUGGGAAAUGAAACCAAACAUGGGAUUGGGAAUGAUCCUGGACAGUGCGGUUGGGAUGUUCCCUCAUAAGAUUGGACCACUGUUACAACUUCUGACUGCGCUUCUGUCAAACAAGUUGACAGUUAAAAAGGUGUACAACUUUUUGGAUAAGAUGUCCUUCUACACACAAGUUUACAAACAUAAACCAAAUGACAUCAUCUCCAAGGAUGAUGAGACUUUGUGGAGGAGACAAACGCCAAAGCUCCUCUAUCCUCUCGGAUCAGGGCAGGCUAAUCUGUGGCUGCCACAGGGAGUGCUCGGCCAGGUGAUGUUAGCAGGUGAACAGGGCUAUGUGGUGCGCUGGGACCACUCCUACAGCGCCUGGACUCUCUUCACGUGUGAGGUGGAGAUGCUGCUCCAUGUAGUUUCCACAGCAGAUGUUAUAGCUCACUGUGUACGUGUGAAACCCAUCCUGGAUCUGGUUCACAAGAUCAUCAGCACAGACUGGACGGUGUCGGACUGUCUGCUGCCUCUCACUUCACGAAUCUACAUGCUGCUGCAGAGGUUGACAUCAGUCAUCAACCCUCCAGUGGAAGUUAUUGCCUCCUGCGUGAACUGCCUCUCUGUUCUGGCUGCAAGGAAUCCUGGAAAAGUGUGGUCCAGUCUGCACCACACUGGCUUCCUCCCCUUCGCCUCCAACCCUUUGACCACCAUGGCUCAGUGUGUGAGUGCUGAGGGGAUGAAGGCAGGUAACUAUGGCAACCUGCUGGUCCAGAUUGAACAGCCCAGGGGGGAGUAUUCUGUGACCAUCGCCUUCCUUCGUCUCAUUACAACCCUGGUCAAGGGUCAGCUUGGCAGCACUCAGAACAAAGGCCUGAUCCCGUGUGUGUUGCUGGUUCUGAAGGAGAUGUUGCCUACGUACCACAAGUGGCGCUACAACACCUACGGAGUCAGGGAGAAGAUAGGUUGUCUCAUUUUGGAGCUGAUUCACGCUAUUCUCAAUCUGAGCCCAGAGGGAGAAGAUCAGGGCAGCACCCCCACCCUGCAGUCUCUGUGCAUCUACUGCCUGGCAAACACUGAGGCUGGACAGGCUGUCGUCAAUAUCAUGGGAGUUGGAGUUGACACAAUAGAUUUGGUCCUGGCUGCGCAGCCCAGCAGCUGUGGCUCUGAGGGUCCUGGUCAGACCCUGAUCCAGACGGUCAAAUUGGCCUUCUCUGUCACAAACAACGUCAUCCGCCUGAAGCCGCUGUCCGAUGUUGUAUCCCCGCUGGAGCAGGCGCUGACACAGCACGGGGGUCACGGCAACAACCUCAUUGUUGUUCUGGCCAAGUAUAUUUACCACAAACAUGAUCCGGCGCUGCCUCGCCUUGCAAUCCAGUUGCUCAAAAGACUUGCCUCAGUGGCUCCCAUGUCAGUCUACGCCUGCCUUGGAAGCGAUGCAUCAGCCAUCCGAGAUGCGUUUCUCACUCGGCUGCAGAGCAAAACCGAAGACAUGAGGAUCAAGGUCAUGAUCCUUGAAUUUCUCACUGUUGCUGUAGAAACUCAGCCCGGCCUCAUCGAGCUGUUCCUCAACCUGGAAGUUAAAGAUGGCAGCGAGGGCUCAAAGGAGUUUCUUCUUGGUGAGUGGAGCUGUCUUCAUGUAGUGUUGGACCUGAUUGAUUCCAAACAACAGGGGAAAUAUUGGUGUCCUCCUCUGCUCCACCGAGCUGCCCUGGCGUUCCUUCUCGCCCUCUGGCAGGAUCGCAGAGACAGUGCCAUCUCCGUCUUACGUGCCAAAGAACGUUUUUGGGAGAAUCUGAUGACGCCUCUCUUUGCAACCCUCACCCCACCUUCAGACACCACAGAGCCUUGUGUUCUGGAGACGUGUGCUUUUGUCAUGAAAAUCAUCGGCCUGGAGAUCUACUAUGUUGUCAGUGGCUCAUUAGAGCAGUCUCUGAAGGAUGGGCUGCAGAAGUUCUCCAACGCACAAAGAUAUGAGUACUGGUCCCAGUAUGUGAAGUCUCUGGUGUGUCACGUUGCUGAGAUGGAAGAAGAUGGAAUCUGUCAUUUUCAAGAGACCCAGAUGUUGAUCUCUGCCUGGAGGAUGCUGUUGAUUCUUUCCACCAGCCACUCUGAUGUGAUGCAGCUCACUGUGGACUCCACUAAGCUGAAGCUGUUCAUGGACGUCCUGGAUGGGACGACAGCAGCUCUGACGACCCCCUCCUCGUCUGUGCCUUGCCUUGGUCUUGGGUCCAUGAUGACCACGCUGCUGCUCAUCCUCCUCAAGCAGUGGAGAGGAGUGGUAGCAACGGCUCCUGACAUCCUGUCUCCCCUCUCCUUGAUCCUGGAGAGCAUCCAAGCUAACCAGCAGAUAAUGGAUAGGACCAAAGCUAAAAUCUUCUCUGCACUCAUUUCUGUGCUGCAGAUUCAGGGACUCAACGGUGGGGAUAUUUCCCAGCUGCCCCAGCUGUUGCUGUCAGUGUGUGAGACAGUGAAAGACGAGGCGCUGGCGCUCAUUGACAACACUCGCCACAUGAGCCAGACCGCAGACACAAUGGAGGACGAGGACAGCAUGGAGACCGAGUCUGCCCGCGGCCCCCAGAAGGACCAAAGAGACGGGGUGUGUGUGCUGGCGCUGCACUUGGCGAAGGAGCUGUGUCGCAGCGAUGAGGAUGGUGAGCACUGGGUGUCCGUGAUGAGGAAUGUUCCGGUCCUUCCCUCAGUGCUCAGCGCGGUCGAGCUCAGCCUUCGCUCCAAACACAACCUCUACUUCACUGAGGCUGCUCUUCAUCUGCUGCUCACACUGGCCCGCACUCCACAGGGAGCAGCAGCCGUUGCUGCAGCAGGAGUCAUCCAAACCAUCUGCCUCCCUCUUCUGAGCGUAUACGAGGUCCCUUCCAAUGAAGCAUCACAGAGUUUCUCCCGCAAGUCCCAGGACUCCGCCUGCUGGCCGGGUGUGUACCGCCUGUGCAUGUCUUUAAUGGAGAGUCUGCUCAAGACUCUGCGCUACAACUUCAUCAAUGAAGCUCUGGACUUUGUUGGAGUGCAUCAAGAGCGCAUUCUACAGUGUCUGAACGCAGUGCGAACAGUGCAGAGUCUGUCGUGUUUGGACGAGGCCGACCACACAGUCGGCUUCCUGCUGCAGCUCUCCAGCUUCUGCAAGGAGUGGCAGUUCCACCUCCCCAAACUGCUGCGGGACAUCCAGGUCAACCUGUGUUAUCUGUGUCAGACCUGCACGUAUCUGCUCCACAGCAAGAAGAUGCUUCAUCACUACCUCCAGGCUAAAAACGGUGAGGCCUUGCCCCCCGCUCCCCUCCGCAGGACACAGCGCCCCCCACAGACCCCGUCUAAAGAGGCACCGGGUGGAGGAGAGAGGGAGGAGGCAGAGCAGAAAGCCCUGCUGGCCGUGCAGUGCAGUUUACUGAAGAUCCUCAGCAAAACGCUGGCCACCCUGCAGCACUUCACUCCGGACUGCUGCCAGAUCCUCCUGGACCAGUGUAUGGACUUGGCCGAGUACAGGACCCUGUUUGUUCUCAGCUUCACGACGCCGGCGUUUGACCCCGAUGUGGCUCCUUCCUUUGGAACCCUGCUGGCCACCAUCAACGUGGCUCUGAGCAUGUUGAGUGAGAUCGAGAAGAAGAAAGAGCCGGUGUCUCUGAGCAUCACCUCUCUAGCUUCAUCAGAGGAGAUCCAGGCUCUGAAGUCGCUGCUCAUGUUCACCAUGGAGAACUGCUUCUACGUCCUCAUCUCUCAGGCUGCGCGCUGUCUCAAAGAUCCCUCCAUCCUCCCUCGAGACAAACAGAGGCUCAAACAGGAGCUCAGCUCCGAACUGAGCACUCUUCUCUCUAGCUUGUCCCGCCACUUCCGCCGGGGCUCUCCAUCAUCGCCGGCCAGCGGCAUCCUCCCCUCCUCCCAGUCCAAACCACCCACACCAGGCUCCAAGGGAAGCCAUGAAGGUCAGGAGCCGUUCAUCCAGCUCGUCCAGGCAUUUGUCAGACUCGUGCAGAGAUAGAAGACACGAUCUGGAACCUGGGCAGGUUCCCCUCCCCAAGAACAAUUACUCUUUUACAAAGGAACAUUGUUGUACCUCCAGUAGAGUUCUACUGGUGUUAGGCCUCAUGUCUGAUGUCAGUUGAUGCAGUAGUUAAAAUAUCACAGAUUCUGACCUGAGUGUUUAUUCUAAUAUUGUGAUAACUGGGGCCAGACCUUAAACAUUUAAUUUUGCCAAAACUGAUGUAACUGAAUUUGUCAUGAACACAACCAAAGUGUCAAAAACCCGUCUGGAGACAUCGUGGUGCUAAAGAUCAGUCGCUGACUGGAGUCCAUCUUUCCAAGGCCUAGUUUUAUAGGCCACGCUGAAAUGUAAUUGAUCAGACAUGUUUCAAGUGCUCCUUAACCAAUUAGACCUUUCAAAUGGAAUCUCCUGUAUAUUCACCAAUUGUAGUAGAACAGCUAGCUCUGCAAGGCUGCUCUACUUUUUCUAAUUCUCUUAUUUUCUCUAAAUCUUGAUCUGAACUUUGCUAUUUUCUUAUCUGUUUCUCCUUGUAUACAUUUGAAAGCAGCUGCCAACAUUUGUACUUAAAAAGUGUAUGUUAAUAAAGGGAAUUGAGUACCACA
Molecule: messenger RNA, 5922 nt
Organism: Platichthys flesus (European flounder)
Lineage: Eukaryota; Metazoa; Chordata; Actinopteri; Pleuronectiformes; Pleuronectidae
Gene: nup188
Product: nucleoporin 188
Exons: 43
Coding region: 77-5317 (1746 amino acids)
Biological process (GO): RNA export from nucleus; protein import into nucleus
Cellular component (GO): nuclear pore inner ring
Molecular function (GO): structural constituent of nuclear pore
Source: RefSeq, a predicted model, not a curated record